AUAACCGUCGAUUUGAUCCAUACGAGACACGUUCGUUAAAGUGUGUAAAUGACACUAGUGAGAGAAAGACGGCACCACCACGCUCUCCGGCUAUCCCUCCCCCCACCAAUUCCGGCACCUGACUUCCGGCAUCGGAGCCAAGUCGGUCCGACGUCACCCGACUUCGAAAGCCUCGCAGACCUCGAGAAGCUCACAGUUCUCGGCCAUGGCAAUGGUGGCACUGUCUACAAAGUGCGCCACAGGAAGAGCGCGUCCGUUUACGCUCUCAAAGUUCUUCGUUUUGAUGAGGAUGCCACUGUCAUCCGCCAUCAGGCGGCGUGCGAGGCGGAGAUCCUUAAACGCGUUGACUCGCCAUUUAUCGUCAAAUGCCUCGCCGUGUUCGAGACCAUUGGAGGGGAGCUUUGCUUCCUAAUGGAGCACAUGGAGAGAGGAUCCUUGCAUGAUGCUUUGUGCUUGAGAGAGAUUUUGCAGGAGGAUAUCAUCUCCGGCGUGGCGGAGAGAGUGCUCCGGGGGUUGCAUUAUCUUCACGGCUUGCAAAUAGUGCACGGCGACAUUAAACCGUCGAAUCUGUUAAUCGACGGCAAUGGUGACGUAAAGAUUGCGGACUUCGGGGUGAGCAAGAUUGUGGUUGGCACGUGCAACGCGGGCGACACAUGCAUGGGGACGUGCGCUUACAUGAGUCCGGAGCGGAUUGAUCCGGAGAGGUGGGAUGGGGAUAACGCCGAUGGGUUCGCCGGCGAUGUUUGGUCCCUUGGCGUUGUGGUGUUGGAAUGUUUUGUGGGUCACUAUCCGUUGAUAGGUAUAGGGGAGAAACCAGAUUGGGCAGCGUUGAUGUGCGCCAUAUGCUUUGGGGAGAGGUUCGAGAUGCCUGAGACUGCUUCACCGGAGCUUAGGAGCUUCGCGAGAAGGUGUUUGGAGAGGGAUUGGAGAAAGAGAGGGACGGUGGUUGAGCUUCUAGAUCAUCCCUUUAUCUCGAAUAGAAAAUGUGGGGAUCUAAUUAGAACAGUUGAAUAACCUUUUUUUGGUUUAGAAUCUUGCUUUUGCCAUCCAAAAAGUUCCAAUCUUGGUACUUUUUUCCCUCGUAAAUUAUGUUUUGGCUCAUGUUUUAGAAGCUAUAUGGGUUAAGCUAUCUAUGCAAUGGAAAUUCAUUGUUGGAUAUCGGAAAAGUUUGGCCCUUAAUUUUGCACAUACAGAAUUCAGCAAUGAUAUUGUUGUCCGAGGAGAAAGGGAGGAUA
This is a messenger RNA of Rubroshorea leprosula, 1235 nucleotides long. The record is from the annotation of a GenBank genome assembly. NCBI's taxonomy places the organism in Eukaryota, Viridiplantae, Streptophyta, Magnoliopsida, Malvales, Dipterocarpaceae.